Messenger RNA from Argiope bruennichi, 363 nucleotides. RefSeq names its product bombyxin F-1-like. Gene Ontology annotation, molecular function: hormone activity. NCBI's taxonomy places the organism in Eukaryota, Metazoa, Arthropoda, Arachnida, Araneae, Araneidae. The record is from RefSeq and is a predicted model, not a curated record. The transcript has 3 exons. Gene Ontology annotation, cellular component: extracellular region. The coding region runs from base 1 to 363 and encodes 120 amino acids.
AUGAAAGAAAUCGCCGAAUUCCACCGAAAUCUGUUCUCACUUCUCAGGAUGAUGAAAUUCGCUGUUUUGGUUGUCCUGUUGCUGUGCGUAGGGUAUGCCGUUGGUGAUACUAAAGGGACGGUGAGGGCGUGCGGUCGGUCUUUGUCGGAGCUUCUCAGUUUUGUCUGCCAUGGAAAUUAUAAUGAACCCAGCGGAACGAAGAGAAGUGAUCAUGAACUCAUAUUCGAUGACAAAAUCGUCAGGCCAGUGGAAUAUAUUCUGGACCGACAAUUGAGGGUGCAGAGGGGUGUAGCCGACGAGUGUUGCCACCGACCUUGCAGCUUCUCCACCUUGCGUUCCUAUUGCGGAUCAGGGAAAAGAUAA